This is a messenger RNA of Penicillium longicatenatum, 2733 nucleotides long. RefSeq names its product putative voltage-gated chloride channel (ClcA). The record is from RefSeq and is a predicted model, not a curated record. Bases 1 to 2733 code for a protein of 910 amino acids. Lineage: Eukaryota; Fungi; Ascomycota; Eurotiomycetes; Eurotiales; Aspergillaceae. Gene Ontology annotation, molecular function: voltage-gated chloride channel activity. Gene Ontology annotation, biological process: transmembrane transport; chloride transport. Gene Ontology annotation, cellular component: Golgi apparatus; early endosome; membrane. The transcript has 3 exons.
AUGCCACGUUCCGUCCCGCAGUUGACCUCACAUGGUGAGCCGGACGAAGCUCAAAUCGAUUCUCCUGCCUCCCGCACAGCGCCCCCAUCACCAACCGCUCACCGCCGUCGAAGCUACCUCUCCGAAGAGCACACGGGCUACCAAUCGCUAGACUCGCAUCUCGAGAUCACCGAAGCUACCAGUCUCCUAGGUCCACCCGAGGAUCCACAACGCCGGGUACCGCGGCGCUCAUAUACGAGUAUCUCGGGGACUUCGGGUCCAGAAUCUUUGCGGUAUCUCCUGGGUGCAGGGAACUUGCGUCGCAGAGGCAACCACAGUCGAGCAGGUUCAACGAGGAAGCGAUUUAGUCGGCGGAACAGUUUUGUAGAUGAGGGGGAGAUCGAGGAUGAGGAGGAAGACCGCCCGGCCAGUUUACCGCCAUCGACCAAAAAUGGACUAACGGCAUCGUCAUUCUUGGAUGAACGGACCUGGUAUGACCAGUUUACUUCGACGGAUUGGGUGCAUGACAGUAUUGCCGAUGGAGCACGUCUGCGACAAUUACGGCGCCGGAAGGAUCUCCGCGGCCGGUUGCUGUCGUGGUUUGACGGCGCUCAGGGGUGGAUUCUUGUAGCCUUGACUGGCUGCAUCACGGCAGCGAUUGCCUAUUUUGUGGACGUGACGGAGGAUAGGAUAUUCGAUGCGAAGUUUGGAUUCUGCACUUCUCGCUGGUUUGAGAGUCAGAGUAAAUGCUGUGAGGGGGCGUCACCCUGUGACGACUGGCGACCCUGGACGCGGAUCUUCAGGUCCUCUAGGCCAGAUGAUGAAGGCGUGGAUUUUGUCAUGUUUGUUGUAUGGGUGGUUGUUCUCGCAAUGAUUUCGUGUGGUCUAACCCUGCUCACGAAGACUGUUGUUCCAUCUUCAGUUUCUUUAUCCACUCUUGACGAAAAUCUUGGGGCCGAGUCGGGUGGGCAGUAUAAUUCUGCUGGCAAUGGCUCGCCACAGUCUGUUACAAGUCCCCAUGGAACAUUCCCUAACGCUCCUUCACGCCCGGCAAUGGUCUACUAUUCCGCUGCUGGUAGUGGAGUGGCUGAAGUAAAGGUGAUCAACAGUGGUUUUGUCCUCCACGGGUACCUGGGAUUGAAAACCCUGGUCAUCAAAACUAUAGCUCUGAUCUUUAGUGUUUCAUCUGGACUGAGUCUAGGAAAAGAGGGUCCUUACGUCCACAUUGCCACUUGUGUUGGCAAUAUUGCUUGCCGUUUAUUUGCCAAGUACAACCAGAAUGAUGGCAAAAGGCGUGAGGUGCUGAGUGCAAGUGCGGCGAGUGGUGUGGCCGUUGCCUUUGGUGCGCCCAUCGGUGGUGUUCUUUUCAGUCUGGAAGAAGUCAGCUACUAUUUCCCACCAAAGACUCUCUUCCGAACCUUCUUCUGUUGCAUUGCGGCUACUCUAUCACUGAAAUUCCUCAACCCUUAUGGCACAGGAAAAGUGGUUCUGUUUGAAGUGCGGUACCUCACAGAUUGGGAAUUCUUCGAGCUCUUCAUAUUCAUCUUCCUCGGCAUACUUGGCGGUGCAGCUGGUGCCCUGUUUAUCAAAGCCUCCAGUCUAUGGGCACGCUCAUUCCGUGGGAUCCCUGCAAUCAAGCGCUGGCCGAUGCUAGAAGUCUUCCUUGUGGCAGUCUUAACCGGCGUGAUCAGCUUUUGGAAUCGAUAUACCAAAUUGCCUGUCACGGAGCUUUUAUUAGAGAUAACCAGUCCCUGCGAAAAGAUUUCUCAAGAUGGCACUGGACUAUGUCCUCGCGAAGAGGAUAUACUGCAAACCAUCCAGUAUCUCUUGGUUGCCUUCAUUAUUAAGAGCUUUUUAACCGUUGUUACCUUUGGUAUCAAGGUACCAGCCGGUAUCUACGUUCCAUCCAUGGUGGUCGGAGGUCUGAUGGGCCGAAUCGUUGGCCAUGUUGUUCAAUACUGGGUAGCGAAGAACCCGACAUUCUUCUUGUUUAACUCCUGUCCCGCCGUUCGUGGACUCGAGUCAUGCGUGACGCCAGGUGUAUACGCACUGGUUGCUGCAGGUGCCACCAUGUGUGGGGUGACUCGACUCUCAGUCACAUUACCUGUCAUCCUUUUCGAAUUGACAGGAAGUCUGGACCAUGUCCUUCCGUUUUCCCUCGCUGUCCUUUGCGCAAAAUGGACCGCAGAUGCGAUAGAGCCACGCUCCAUCUAUGACUUCCUUACCGAUAUGAACGCCUAUCCUUUCCUUGACAGCAAACUUCAGCCACUGAGCGAUGCCGAGCUGGGUGAUAUCGUCCGACCUGUGCGCAAAGACCGCAUGAUUGAUAUCUCGAACUCACCCUUCGUUGCCGCAACGGAACUCCGUUUGAAACUCGAGCACCUUUUAAUGGCCGGUGAACUGGAUAGCGGCCUGCCAAUUCUGCGAGAAGGUGUCUUGGCAGGUUUGAUUCCAGCUCCAGAUCUGGAGUUUGCACUUGACACCCUCGAAGAUGAGGAGAACACACUUUGUCUGAUGGCAAUGGAUGCUUCUAUUGCCGUCUAUGACAGUGACCACGAAGGUACCCUGCAGGAAGAUUUUACGCGGUACAUAGAUCCUGCUCCUGUUUCCCUCGAUGUACAUUCUCCUAUCGAUUUGGUAUACCAGUGCUUUGCCAAGCUGGGCCUGCGAUAUCUGUGUGUACUUCAGAAUGGCCACUAUGCCGGCCUAGUACACAAAAAGGCAUUUGUGAAAUUUAUGAAGGAGAACGAGUAA